UUCAGUGUUCCGGUGGAGAAAAGCUUGAGCACCAGGUGUCCAGGAUGGCAAUGAGGUGCGAGACCAGAGUGGAAGCAGGAGCAGCGGCUGCUGAGGAAGAGGACGAGAGCUUUGGGCCCCAGCCGCUGAGCAGACUGGAGCAAUGUGGCAUCAGUGCCAGUGACAUUAAGAAGCUGGAGGAUGCGGGCUUCCACACCAUAGAAGCAGUGGCCUACACUCCAAAGAAGGACCUGCUCAACAUCAAGGGCAUCAGUGAGGCCAAGGCAGAGAAGAUCCUGGCAGAAGCGGCAAAGCUGGUGCCUAUGGGUUUCACCACAGCCACAGAGUUUCACCAGCGACGAGCAGAGAUCAUCCAGAUUUCCACUGGCUCCAAAGAACUUGACAAGUUGCUCCAAGGUGGGAUCGAGACAGGAUCCAUCACAGAGAUGUUUGGGGAGUUCCGCACUGGAAAGACACAGCUUUGCCACACACUUGCAGUGACCUGUCAGCUGCCCAUUGAUCAAGGCGGUGGGGAGGGCAAGGCAAUGUACAUCGACACUGAGGGUACCUUCCGACCCGAGAGGCUCCUGGCAGUGGCGGAGAGGUAUGGACUGGUGGGGAGUGAUGUCCUUGACAAUGUGGCCUAUGCCCGGGCGUUCAACACGGACCACCAAACACAGCUGCUCUAUCAGGCCUCUGCUAUGAUGGCUGAGUCCAGGUAUGCCCUGCUGAUCGUGGACAGCGCCACAGCCCUGUACAGGACAGACUACUCCGGGCGAGGGGAGCUCUCUGCCCGCCAGGGCCACCUCGGCAGAUUCCUGCGCAUGCUACUGCGGCUUGCAGACGAGUUUGGCGUUGCUGUGGUGAUCACCAAUCAGGUGGUGGCCCAGGUGGAUGGUGCUGCCAUGUUCUCUGCCGAUCCCAAGAAACCCAUUGGAGGCAACAUUUUGGCCCACGCCUCUACUACUAGGCUAUACCUGCGCAAAGGCCGAGGUGAGACGCGGAUAUGCAAGAUCUACGACUCGCCGUGCCUACCGGAGGCCGAGGCCAUGUUCGCCAUAAAUGCAGAUGGAGUGGGUGAUGCCAAAGACUGAGCACUGGUUACCCUGUGUUCCCCCUAAGCCUGCUCAGAGAGGACUUGAAAAAUGAGGGAGAAAUGGUAUUACUCUUAAGUUUGAUGUGUAAAUAACUCAAGCUACUUUACAAGAAGAGAGCUUGGCUUAUGUUGUGGCACAGCAUUUAAGGCCCUCAUUAAGUGGAACUUUACAUUUCAUACAAAAACUUCUGGGGGCAGAAUCUCACCUGUGCAAUGGCCUUGUAUGAAGUGCUACAUUCUUUGUACUUGUAUAUGAUUAACACUGUCUUUUUUUGUUUUUCAUUUGUAUCACUCAUGUUUAUGCAGUUUCUUCCUGAGCUUGAAGUGGGUGGUUGCUGCACUGUUAGAGUGUAUUUCAUUUGUGUCUGUCAUUACCUUGACUGUGGGUGCUUCCCACCUACUCCUUCCAGACUAACUUGAAAUGGGUUUUACCAGGACAUAUGUACAGCCUGUUAAUAAACAGUUUAAAAUGCUAAUGCUUAGAGCUGUGAUUGUACUGGAAGUUCAAGUCUUUGCAGUGAUUAUGUAAAUCUGUAUAGUUCUUGGCCAAUUGGAGGAUAUACAUUUUCAUACCAUCUCAACUGUAAGCUCAUCCCUUUACAUUCCUGUACAUUUGCUUUUCAAAUGGUGCCCACUUCAUAGUUACACACAGUGCUCCUGGAUUAAUUACAAUGUUAUUGUAGUUGGAAGUUCCCAGUUUCAAAUCUCCACUGUCCCUGUAAAACCCAUAACCAAGCUAGUUACAAUAAGUUAAGGGAGUAAUUACCCAACUGUAGCAAAGCUUGUCAGUGUAAUAGGAGAAAGAUAGCACUGUGAGUGUCAGCUCAGUAACAAUGCCCCAGAAGGACAGUUUUGUUCUGAAAGCACAUUUUUAAAAUUAA
Molecule: messenger RNA, 1956 nt
Organism: Scleropages formosus (Asian bonytongue)
Lineage: Eukaryota; Metazoa; Chordata; Actinopteri; Osteoglossiformes; Osteoglossidae
Gene: rad51
Product: RAD51 recombinase
Exons: 10
Coding region: 45-1073 (342 amino acids)
Biological process (GO): reciprocal meiotic recombination; chromosome organization involved in meiotic cell cycle; double-strand break repair via homologous recombination
Cellular component (GO): condensed nuclear chromosome
Molecular function (GO): ATP hydrolysis activity; single-stranded DNA binding; ATP-dependent DNA damage sensor activity
Source: RefSeq, a predicted model, not a curated record